This is a messenger RNA of Cyprinus carpio (common carp), 1362 nucleotides long. Its product is annotated as steroidogenic acute regulatory protein, mitochondrial-like. NCBI's taxonomy places the organism in Eukaryota, Metazoa, Chordata, Actinopteri, Cypriniformes, Cyprinidae. Gene Ontology annotation, molecular function: cholesterol binding; cholesterol transfer activity. The transcript is spliced from 7 exons. Gene Ontology annotation, biological process: regulation of steroid biosynthetic process; intracellular cholesterol transport; steroid biosynthetic process. Gene Ontology annotation, cellular component: mitochondrion; mitochondrial intermembrane space. Bases 276 to 1208 code for a protein of 310 amino acids. The record is from RefSeq and is a predicted model, not a curated record.
GUCUCAUCUUAACUCACCGCUAUUACAUGUACACUUAAAGACUAACAAAUGUUAACAAACGAGACCUUAUUGUAAAGUGUAAACAAAAAACCAAACAAAUAAAUUAAAUGUUUUCAAUAAUAAAUAAAUAAAUGCAAUCUGUCUUAUCCUAACCAUUCCUCUCAUCUUUCAUGAUGUCUAGCAGGUUCCAGUGACUUUAAACAGUGCAAAGCUACAUUCUUGCUCCUCCUGAAUGUGGCCUUGGAGGCAAAGCCGAACUGAAUCCUAUCUUGUAAAUGAAGCCGUUCUCUUCGUCUCUGUCCUUCAGCGGCUCUAUAAAAGCGUCCCGCUGCCUCCUCCUCCUCGCCAACAUGUUGCGGGCCGUCCUGAAGCUCUGCUGUGGAAUCACAUACCCACAUCUACGGAGCAUGACAGGUCUGCAGCGAGUAGCUCUGGCGGUGUUUGGCCUGGAGAUCGCACACUUACAGAGCAGAGGACAAAUGCCCCUUCCAGCAUUGAGCCCUUUGAAACGGACUGAAAAGACCGAGGCGGUGGAGCAGAGGAUGGCUACAUUGGCCGAUGAGGACGUGUUUUAUCUGAAACAAGGAGAAGCAGCGCUGAAUGAAGCUCUGAAGAUCGUGGAGUCUGAGGACGGAUGGGAACUGGAGACAGCUGAGAAGAACGGAGAUGUGAUCUAUAGUAAAGUUCUGACCGGCAACAGGAAGGUUUUCCGAUUAGAGGCCGAACUGAACGCGUCUCCAGAGGAACUUCACGAGAUCUUGUUCUUCAGAGUAGAGGAGAUGCACGAAUGGAACCCCAGCGUCAGACGCAUCAAAGUGCUAAAACACGUGGGCAGGAACACCAUGGUUACACACGAGGUUUCGUCGGAAAUGGCGGGAAACCUGAUUGGCCAGCGGGAUUUUCUGAGCGUCAGACAUUCGUCCAAACGCGAGUCACGUGUUUAUUUGGGCGGAGCCUCGACGCGGCUGGAGUCUCUGCCGCCUCUGCCGGGGUUUGUCAGAGCAGAAGACGGACCCACCUGCAUCAUCCUGCAUCCGCUUCAGGACCGUCCCGACCGCAGUCGAUUCAUCUGGCUGCUCAACAUCGACGUCAAGGGUUGGCUCCCGCAGUCACUAGUGAACAAGGCUCUUCCUCGAGCACAAGCGGACUUCACUAAACACCUGCGGCGCCGACUGGCCGCUCAAAACUCAGAAAACAACAGAUGCUGAGAGUCAGACAUCAACACAGACAAUGAUAUAGGAACCCAGACAUGCAACAUACACCUCAGACGAACAGCAUCAAACUCCUGUUAUCAGAGUAGAACUACUAUGAAAUUGAUCCGACAAUAAAAAAUAUUUUUCACUGGAGUGUUAUUUCAAUAUC